Pseudo-nitzschia multistriata is the source of this 3573-nucleotide messenger RNA. NCBI's taxonomy places the organism in Eukaryota, Bacillariophyta, Bacillariophyceae, Bacillariales, Bacillariaceae. The record is from the annotation of a GenBank genome assembly.
CUAUUGGAGAUAGACUGUCCACGAAAGGCAACAAGUUACUGCUGUUUCCGAAAACAAAGGGGAAAACUUCGAUUUGCGCUCGCUGUUAGGUUGCAUUCAAAGACUGGCGCGUUCGUUUUAGCCUGUGGUUCAGUAUUGGACAUGAAAGGCACGCGUGAUAGGACAUUGAAUAGCGAACCGAGAAGAAACAUUACCAAUGGAGACGACAACAAUGAUAGAGACACUGACAGUACCAACGGGUAAAUCAAAGUCGGUCAAGAGAAAGAACAGCACAACCAAGGAGCGACGCCAGAAAAAAAUGGGGAUUCCCCCCCCCUUUCAUUUGAUCCAGCAGAGUGAGGAGUCGUUGGGGAACCCUGCUGGCGCCAGCGUCAACGACGUGCUGGAGGGCGUGUCCAAUCUCCUUCUCGGAAAGAAAAACAUUGUUGUUCUGGUAGGGGCGGGGAUUUCUACCAGCGUGGGGAUUCCCGACUUUCGUUCCAAGGACAAGGGCCUUUACAAUACGCUGGACGCGGAGGCUCUGGGCCUGAGCUGCCCGGAGGACCUCUUCUGCAUAGAAUUCUUCCGCGACAAUCCCUCCCCCUUUUACAAAUUUGCCACACAUUUAUAUUAUCCAAACAAAGAGAAGGAGGAGAGCAAGUCAAAGAUCAAAAACAACAAUAACAGAACAUCGAAUAGCAAAAACACGAGGAGACGGAGCAAACAUGUAGAACCUGUGAGAGCACCAGCAAGGAAGAGCCGAAGAAUAGAGACCAAGGGAGAACUGCACAAACAGCAGCACAGAGGAGAAGAAGAGAAACAGCGAAAUCAAGUUCACAGCGACGUUGCGAACCACGGAAUGGCCCUGCCGAGCGAUUCUCACAAAUUGCUGGCCCUGCUGGAGAAAAAGAAGAUGCUGCUCCGGGUCUAUACCCAAAACAUCGACGGCCUGGAAUCGAUCGCGGGCGUUUCGGACUCGAAAAUCGUCUACUGUCAUGGAUCCUUAAAGUCGAUGAGCUGCACAAAGUGUUCCAGAAAAAAGCUCCCCCUCGACAGCGAAAUCUUGGCUUCGAUCGAAACGGGCAACGUACCACUUUGCCAGGCAGCGAUCAAAAGACCUAAGGGAUCCAAUAAUGUGAAAGAACAAGAGCGGGAUUCGCCUGCCAGGACUAGCAACCGAAGAAGGAAGCGACCGCGAUCGUUCGCAACUACAAGGGGCGAGGGUAGUGACGUGUGCAAUAACUGCACCGAUGGAAUUGACGGUGGUGAUACCAAAAACAGUUUCAACAACAAAACCAGAACGGGAAAUGUUUGUGGUGGAGUCCUUAAGCCUGGGAUAACUUUCUUCGGAGAAACCCUCGACAAUUCCGUCGCGCGAAAGAUCGAGUCGGACCAGCACAAGGCUGAUGCUCUCAUUGUUAUCGGAACCUCCCUGAGUGUAGCACCCAUCUCGAAGGUGAUCGAAUACCUUCCGCCAACCAUCCCGCGGAUAUUGAUCAACCGGACGAUUGUGCAUCCCAAGAAAGCAACAACGACUGUCAGUAGUGAGAACAAGCAUGGUACAAACGACUUUCGAACCAAUUAUGUGUUCGAUGCCUAUCUGCUGGGGUUCUGUGAUGAUGUCACUCGAGCUCUGGGGAAACAGCUUAGUUUGGGCUUUGAUAUCGGAGAAGGCGAAACGAGGAAAGAAAACCAGGAGCGAAAAGCGAACAACAAAAAGCGAACCGCAAUCCAAUCAAAAAGCAACAAUCAUGCUUCGGCAAUGGCCGCAAAACUCUUGACGAGCGUGGCUAACGACGUGGAACCAUCGCUGGCACCAUCGUCGUCCUUGGUGUCCUCCAGAUCUGCCUCCAGUGCGAGCAACAACGAAUGGUCGUCGGUAACGGUCCCGAAAGAACGUGUGAUUCUAUUUCCCGGUGCUCUCUCCAAUGCUUCUGGGAGUGCUGCGAGUGACAACGAAGUUGCCGAGGAAGUCUACAACGAGAUUGCCCAUUGCGACGGAUGUUUGAAACAGAUUCCACGGGGGAGGCCGAUCUUCAAGUGCUGCAGGUGUUUCGAUUUCGAUCUGUGCCAGAGGUGCUAUCCAAGGGUAUCAAAACUGCACUGCAACGGCGAGCAUACGUUUCGAAGAGAAUGAGGCAAAUCGCAACAAGAGAUUUCAUCGGUCAAUAACAACUGUCUAAGCUUUUCUUGUUCUGGGACUACGAUACGCUUAAGCAUAGCAUUCGAAUAGAGUAAGUCAUGAAAAUAGUACUUGUGCGCAUUUCAAGUCUUUAGUAUUCGUAUGGACUUUCUAAUACAAUAGAUCGACUUUUUUUUUACGAUCAGUACCACAUCACCAAGAUUCGAUUCAGUCCGCUUUCGUUAAACGGAUGCUGUUGUCUGAAUUGGCAUGACUUUCAGACUCUCCCUCCUUGUCAUCGUCGUCAAUGAGAUGCAAUAAUUCGCUGUUGCUCAGGCUGGAAUACAGAAGGCUCCGCACAGACGCAUUUCCCAUCAUGGAAGACGUCCGCGAGGAGGAUUGGGCCGAUUUCAAGAGCAAGGAGCUCCUGCGAUUUUUUCGUUCCGAGGCACUGUCGGAGCUAACGAUAGAGGCAUCUCGAGUGAAAGACUCAAACCGAAUCAUCUGGGGCGUUUCUGGCGAUUGUUGCUGUUGCGUUUCUGGUUGGUCUGCAGCGGGUGGCGGUGAUUGGAGCGGAGCGGUUCCUUCUUCCUCUGUUUUCUCCUCACUGCUCGUUGUCGUCGCUGUCGCCGUCGUUACUGAUUGCUUAGUCAAGGCGGAGGAUGGAGCUGCCGCAUAUGCCCCAUCUUCCAAGGAAAUUGCCGCAGAUUCGGUCAGUGCGUUAGAAACCGUCGGCGGGUGCAGGUCCGGCCGUUGCGAAAUCGUAGAGGGAUACCGAAAGAUCUGGAAGUCGACACCGUACAUUUCGUAUGUCAAAUUAAGCGUUUCCUGGUCAUACAGGUCAUACCAGGGUUUUGAGGUCUUUCGUUUGUUAGUGUGGGGCAUACCAAGCAGGGCGUCUCGAACCACCUUCGGUAGAUCGUGGAUGGACGAAUCUUUAGCAUUUUCUAUGUCGCCGGGAUUUUUGAGGUACUUGAGUUCUUCCUGUUUGACGAUAGAUUGGACCAUCUGGGCACCUUCGAAGUGGGUAUACUCGAACAUGGGUAUCACAUGACAGGGUGUGUACCAGUCUUCCAUCUCCCCUGAUUCUCGAUAGUAUUUCAUAUUUUUGUACCAGGAUUUGACAAAGUGUGAGAAGGACUCUCCGGAACCGAAUCGAUUGUACAUGUAGAUGCUGACCAUCCGGCUAUAUGGAUUUCUUACAAUGGCCAGUGAAGAAACCUGUUCCAUUUCUUCCGGCGUAACGUAGCCGUAGUUAAGCAUUUUAUGUGCUGUUAAAUGAGGCAAAUACCCGUGAAUGUUUGCACCCGUCAGGUAUUCCAGGUUCUCCAUUAAUCCCAUCAAAACGUAGCGAACGAUGAGCAAGAAGCUGUGUCGAAUGACAGCAAUUCUUGCAAUGGUAGGCGCCACAAAGACGAAUGUCAAUCCAAACAUGAGAGCCAAAAAGAAGGCAAUGAAAAAACUAGUGAUUA